CUCACAGACGAUAAAUCCCUGGACGGCAAAAAGAUGUGGAGAUUGUUAACUUCUCAGGGUUAAUGUCUUAUGGACACAGGCCUACGACAACCGCCACCGUGUAGUCGGCACGAUCGGCUUGUAUGUCUAUCUUCCCUUAUUCGCCCGCUCCACAACUUUCAGGUGUGCCACCUCACGUUGGCACUUCCUGGAGUUGGCAAGAUAUUGGACGACGAGCACUAGCCAGGAGCAGACGAGUGGCUGUCCCAAGCUUCAUGCAUGGGCCAUCAAGAUCCACAGUGGGAGGACUUGCGCAUGAGGAAGCGGGAGCUGCUAUGAAUUACGAGAGCCAACUCGGUGCUCGUGUCGAUGAGAUUUCCCGCUUUCUCGAUACAGUUGAAGCAGUCAACGUCUUUCUUCUCGUGAUCAAUCCGUGUGACUUCGCACAAUCGGUAGAAAACAUUUAUCAUCUCUCGUUUGUCCCGGAGUUCUCCUUGGAGGAUUUCGAAAGGGUGGGUAUUCUCGACGGAGGGAAGUCAAUGGAUAUAGAUACAAAUGUUCUCAAGCAGCGCUUCUCGGGUAAGGAGACGGCUUCAGUUAUCGCCUCCACAGAUGGAAAGGGCAAGUGCUGCGUCGGAUCACGGGACCGAAUGAAGCAGAGGUUCACAGCUGGACUGUCAAUGGCAUUCUUGAUCUGCAAGGACGUCUUAAAACAGUGAUCAAUCUCCACGGCGUGGACGAUGUACCUGUGGUGGUGCCGAACGUGCGAGAUGUACAUGGGAGCCUCUUCCAUCCGUCAGAGUACUCCAAGCGACUGGACAACAGCACUCCGGUGGCAGGUGGAAGUCCUGUUGCGACUCUGGACUUUUGGGCCAGAGAACGAACGUCCCAUUCACACAUCUACUUUGAAGUUCCUGCGUGUGCUACCAUUGACAGAGAUACCAAAAGCUGUGUUGCCUGAGAGCAUUGAAACUUCGACGCACCCCGUGACCAUAAAGGGAAACGAAAGGCGGAUGGCCCUCCUGCGCAAGGUGGUCCCACUAGUCAGUAAGGAAGGCAGCUAAGAUGACCGCGGCGUCCGCGUAGUUCGUGACUUGGGUUUC
Molecule: messenger RNA, 1082 nt
Organism: Suillus subalutaceus
Lineage: Eukaryota; Fungi; Basidiomycota; Agaricomycetes; Boletales; Suillaceae
Exons: 5
Coding region: 123-698 (191 amino acids)
Source: RefSeq, a predicted model, not a curated record